AUGAGGCCUGAAAACCAGAGCAGUGUGUCCCAGUUCCUCCUCCUGGGGCUCCCCAUCCCACCAGGGCAGCAGGGCGUGUUCUUCUUCACCCUGUUCCUAGGCAUGUACCUGACCACGGUGCUGGGCAACCUGCUCAUCAUCCUGCUCAUCAGGCUGGACUCCCGCCUGCACACGCCCAUGUACUUCUUCCUCAGCCACUUGGCCUUCUCUGACAUUUCUCUGUCCUCUGUCACUGUCCCUAAGAUGCUUAUGAACAUGCAGACUCAUCAACAAUCCAUCUCCUAUGUGGGAUGCAUCACACAGUUGUAUUUUUUCAUACAUUUUGCUGGUCUUGACAAUUUUCUUCUGGCUGUGAUGGCAUAUGACAGGUAUGUGGCCAUCUGUCAUCCCCUGCACUACACCAGCAUCAUGAGGGAGGGGCGAUGCAUGGUACUGGUGAUGGGCUCUUGGAUUACUGCCUUUGGCAAUUCCAUGUUGAACACCCUCCUGGUGGGUCGACUCAUGAGGCCUGAGAACCAGAGCAGCGUGUCCCAGUUCCUCCUCCUGGGGCUCCCCAUCCCACCAGGGCAGCAGGGCGGGUUCUUCACCCUGUUUCUGAGCAUGUACCUGACCACGGUGCUGGGCAACCUGCUCAUCAUCCUGCUCAUCAGGCUGGACUCCCGCCUGCACACGCCCAUGUACUUCUUCCUCAGCCACUUGGCCUUCUCUGAUGUUUCUCUUUCAUCUGUCACUGUGCCUAAGAUGCUCAUGAACAUGCAGACUCGGCAACAAUCCAUCUCCCAUGUGGGAUGCAUUUCUCAAUUGUAUUUUUUCAUACUUUUUGCUAGUAUUGACAAUUUUCUUCUGGCUGUGAUGGCAUAUGACAGGUACGUGGCCGUCUGUCACCCUCUACACUACACCAGCAUCAUGAGGGAGGGGCUGUGUCUGCUGCUGGUGGCUGGCUGCUGGAUUCUCUCCUGUGUCCGUGGUUUGUUGCACACCAUCCUCUUGGUUCGACUGUCCUUCUCUGCUGACAUUACCAUCCCUCACUUCUACUGUGACCUUGUUGCACUCCUGAAGGUGAGCUGCUCUGAUGUCUUCCUCAAUAAGCUGAUGAUUUUCACAGAGGCAGGAAUGCUUUUCUUCCUGGCGUUUGUUGUAAUUUUGGGGUCCUAUAUCCGUAUAGGCACCAUCAUCCUGAGGGUGCCCUCCACUAAGAGACUCCAUAAAGCAUUUUCUACCUGUGGCUCCCAUCUCUGUGUGGUGUUGUUAUACUAUAUGACAGUUGCAGGUGUUUAUUUUUUCUCCUCAUCAUGGGGUUCCAAAGACAUAAUUGCUUCAGUCAUGUAUACCGUAGUUACCCCCAUGCUGAACCCCUUCAUCUACAGCCUCAGGAACAGAGAUAUAAAACAGGCCUUAGACAUGUGUGUCCAUAAGUUUAAGUUCUUUAAGCAGCAAUCAUGA
Pipistrellus kuhlii (Kuhl's pipistrelle) is the source of this 1443-nucleotide messenger RNA. RefSeq names its product olfactory receptor 1J4-like. The record is from RefSeq and is a predicted model, not a curated record. Gene Ontology annotation, biological process: G protein-coupled receptor signaling pathway. The transcript has 2 exons. The coding region runs from base 1 to 1443 and encodes 480 amino acids. Gene Ontology annotation, cellular component: membrane. Lineage: Eukaryota; Metazoa; Chordata; Mammalia; Chiroptera; Vespertilionidae. Gene Ontology annotation, molecular function: olfactory receptor activity; G protein-coupled receptor activity.